GUCAGCUUCAGAUGUGCUUUUUACUCGCUACAGCUGGCAGAACAAACUAGUCGUCGUAGCAAGACCCGUUUUGUGAAAUGACCGUGUGGUAUUAAGUUCCUUAAAUAUCAUUAAUCUUAACACUUCCAUGUGAUUGGCAGAACUGGAUAGUCUACGUUUAAAUAUUAGUUGUGAAAGUUUGUAGUUUUUCUCUUCCUGCACAAUGAGUCGGAGCGAGCACUCAUUGCAGGCGCUGUCUUGGAGGAAGCUUUACUUGAGUAGAGCUAAACUCAAGGCAUCAAGUAGAACCUCAGCCCUUCUGUCAGGGUUUGCUAUGGUGGCAAUGGUGGAAGUCCAGCUUGACAACACCUAUGACUACCACCCUGGCCUUCUGAUCGCGUUUAGUGCCUGCACCACUGUCCUGGUGGCCGUUCACUUGUUCGCCCUUAUGGUAAGCACCUGCAUUCUUCCUAACAUCGAGGCUGUGAGCAACGUGCACAAUCUGAACUGUGUGAAGGAGUCGCCUCACGAGCGCAUGCACCGCCACAUCGAGCUGGCCUGGGCCUUCUCCACUGUCAUCGGUACGCUGCUUUUCCUGGCCGAGGUCGUCCUACUCUGCUGGGUCAAGUUCCUGCCGGUGAGGCCUGAGAAGAGCAGGACACCAGGGACGCCAGCGACGGAACUGCGGAACGGCACCAUCAGCGCCGGCGUGUGGGCCGCCAUCACCUCCACGUCCAUCAUGGUGCCGUUCGGCCUGAUCUUCAUCGUGUUCGCCGUCCACUUCUACCGGUCGCUGGUCAGCCACAAGACUGACCGGCAGUUUGAAGAACUGGAAGAACUGGAGGAUCUGACGCGUCUGCAGAACGAGCUGGACAACAGAGGGGAUGUCUCCGCUCUCCAGUCCCCCACCUCUCAUUACCCCUGAGCAGGACGUGCGCCGCUGGGAUCGGAGGAGAGGAUGUUAUGAACCAUUCUCAUCCCUCCCUGUUUGCAUGGGCAUACUGUUGCCAGUUCAGCUCAUGCACUUUUAGUCUGAGGACGGUAUUAUGGUGUUCGAGAGCUUGUGUCUGUGGAAGGUUUAAAUUCUCUGUAAGGGGACAUGAUUGGCUAACAAGCACAAGUCUUCAAUUGUGAACAUUUCUGAAGAUCAGGUAUCAGUGAGAGUGGCAUCUGAAGUUGGUGGUCCACUUUAAACCAAAAUAUGUAAUCAUAAGGGUAGGCUACACUAACAGCAGGCUGCCCUGCUACAAUUAAACUUUAGGACCCUAAUUUAAAUGCUGGGCAAAGUUGUCUUGCAUGAGCCAAGGGCAUCAUGUGGUGUGAGAGAGCUUUUAGCUGAUCCACUACUGUUUGUGCUUAGGAUCUUUCUCAUGGUAUUACAUUUGCAAUUAUGUGUAGUUACUAGGCACUCUUUAGUAAGACUUUACACUGUGCACUUUGCCUAGUAUUUAAAUUAGGGCACUGAGACCUUAGGGUUUUACAUGAAGAAUAUGUAUUUAUAAUGGUGUUUCACCCUGGGCUGGGGACAAUCAAACAGAUCAUUUAAAAUAAUUUAUGUCAAUUUGGCAUAUAAGUCCAUAGUUUCCUACGCUGUUAACUUAAGAAAAAAAAAGCAGCUGCUGCUGUUGAUAUGAGCUCAUGCAUGUUUUGUGCAUGUAUUUGAAUUUUCUACACUGACUGAAUUAAUUGCACUGUAUACAUUUCAAUGAAGGUAAUGAUUUAAAAGUGGAAGAGACACUUGUUGGAGACUGAAUGUUCAGGGCAUUUACAGAUUUUCCUAGAGGUGCUGUAGCUGUUUUCAUCCGGACAUAUGUCUGAACCUGCUGUUCCUCUCGUACUGAGCAGGAUUACAAUUGCAACAUCAGAGUAAAACUACUCUCACGACGGUCUGAUCCCAGCACACAUUCCCUAUUAGAGGGUGAACAAUUCUGCUUUGCACAUGGUGUCUAAAAUGCCUUGUGUGAGCAAUGUGUAUUUAUUGCCAAGAAAGCCAGACAUUUCAUGCAUGAAGGAUAUUUUUAAAUGUAGGCUUAUUUUAUAGACUCUCAUUGGGUGAUAAUUCUGGACAUGUCAUAUCAGUAAAUACUGUAUUAGUGUGACACCCUAUUCUUACUGCUUGGUUUCUGCAGCGCAGAAGCCUGAACAUAGUGUGCCUCAUUUUAAAUCAUUGACAUAACUACUCCCCAUUUGUAUUCAAAAAUUAUGUUGGUAUUAUAAGACCUUGCUAAUUGCAUCUUGAUUGUGAUUUUAAUUGUUAACUGUGAAAUCCUCAGUGUUCUGAAGUUGUUUGUAGUGGUUCUGAAUUUCUUUUGAAGUUUAUAAGCUCAUGAAGAUUUAAUGCCACACGCACUUUGCCAGUAGCAGGCAUACAUAUAGAUGAUUAUGUUCUUGUGACCAUUAAUGUAGGUAUUUAUACCAUUUCACAAAAUAUGUAAAUGUUGAACAUUUAUGAAUGACUGACUAUUGUAUAAAAUGAUUUUGUGAAUUUUGUUGUCAAAUGUUAAUCAAUAGUUGUAUGUUUUCAACUGAAUUUUUAUAAAUUGGCAUUUUAGUUAUGAA
This is a messenger RNA of Alosa alosa (allis shad), 2538 nucleotides long. It is a transcript of the gene orai1b, whose product is annotated as ORAI calcium release-activated calcium modulator 1b. The transcript has 2 exons. NCBI's taxonomy places the organism in Eukaryota, Metazoa, Chordata, Actinopteri, Clupeiformes, Clupeidae. Gene Ontology annotation, cellular component: membrane. Gene Ontology annotation, molecular function: store-operated calcium channel activity. The record is from RefSeq and is a predicted model, not a curated record. Gene Ontology annotation, biological process: store-operated calcium entry. The coding region runs from base 203 to 904 and encodes 233 amino acids.